AAACAAACAACCGUGCCCGGUUAUCAGUCAGUAGAAGAAGAUAAGGCGAGUUAGGUAACCUCUUCUUGAGCUUCACUUACUCGACCAUAGAUGAAACCCUAAUCCGUUGCCCAAAAAAACAGAAAAUAAUAAUGGCCAUGGCAUCUCUCUUGAGCUGCUCAGUUACUCCAAAAACUUGCUUUAACAGAAGUCAUUUACCAUCUUCACUGUUUUCAUCACAACGAUCAUUCUUCAUUUCUCCAGCAAAACCCACACUUCAAACCAGUAAACCUAGGAAGUUCUUAGUUUCAGCUAAUAAUUCCAACGGGGAUGACUCUGCAGAUCUUCCAGAUCGUUUAAUCUCAGCCAUUUGUUACUUCUACCCAUUCUUUGAUGGUGUUCAGUAUGGAAAGUACGUUAUAACUCAAUUCACUCCAAUUCAAGUGCUUCUACAACCCUUAUUUCCAGCUAUCAGGGUAUUCAAAAGCUUUCCUUUCAAUGGGUUUUUAGUAUUUCUUACUCUUUACUUCAUUGUUGUUAGAAACCCUAAUUUUAGUAGAUAUGUUAGGUUUAAUACAAUGCAAGCUAUAGUUCUUGAUGUUUUGUUAAUUUUUCCUGAUCUUUUAGAGAGAAGUUUUAAUCCAACUGAAGGUAUUGGAUUAGAUUUGAUUCAGAGUUUAGACAGUACUGUUUUUCUAUUUCUAUUAGUUUCUUUGAUUUACGGUUCAGGUUCUUGUUUAUUAGGGCAAGUUCCUAGGUUACCCAUUGUUGCUGAAGCAGCUGAAAGGCAAAUUCCUUAAAAUAAAUUUUGGGUGUUUUGAUUUUGUUGUCACAAUCUGUAAUCUUAUCUUUCAAGUUUUUGUAACCUUAUCUUUGUGGUUUGAAUAAAUGAAAUUUGUAGCUAUCAAUACUGCUUAUAUCUUUCUUAGUUUUGAUUAUCCCAAACAAGUGCCUUUCUCAUUUGUCUGAGAAGGCGCUUUCAAAUUGUUUGAUCAAGUUUUUCUUUUCAGUGUCAGUAUGGUAUGUUCAUUGAAUUCUCGAAGUAUGGUAUGUUCAUUGAAUUCUGGCCUUCCUGCUUGGAUUCAGUUUAAUGUAAUGCGUGAAAGGGUAUACUACAAAAUGUAGUUAAGUUUGAGACAUUGGUUUCUGGGUUUUAUCGAAGCUUAUAAGUAUAAAGAAGAGAUGGUAAAGAAGUUUAGCGUGAAACCUAGUGUAAUCUGUGUAUACUCAGUGAUCAAGGGCUUUUGUACAGUUAAAAUGCUGGAUUUGACUUUCAAGCUCAAGGAUAAGAUGUUUGAUUCAGCAGUUUAUAGUACUUCGAUUUGUACAAAUUUCAUGGGGAGUGGCAAGAGAGUAUCUUUUGCGAUGGAAAUGAAGGAAAUUGGAUGUGAAUCCGAUUCUGUGACUGAUGAUGGUGAAAGAUUUUUCAAUCGUUAUGUGGAGUUCUGGAUGCGAUAAUCGGAGAAAGGUAAAACUAACUGUUAUGAUUUAAAAGGUAGUAAUUGAUUGGUAUUGAAAGGAGGGCAAAUGGAGUGAAGCAAUGGAUUUAUUCUGCUGAGGCGAGAUUGGUCUCCUGAUGCUGUGACGUACCAGACACUUUUCAAUGGGCCAAGUGAUAGGAGUCUGUGGAAGCUGGCGAACACAUCAUUUGUUUUGGGCGGGAUGGUUUUCCUGGGGAAUGUUCCAUGUUUUGCUAGAUGGGUUGUUUUGUGAAGGGAACUUAGUGCUGUUACAGUCAGUUUUGAAAAUGUUAGCCAAGGAAGUAUAUUUAAUGUAAAUACAGGGAGGAAUGGAGGAUGCUUAUGUCAGUGGUACGUAAGAAAACUGAAAUGUUGAGUUCUUUCGAGCUUAUAGAUGCUUCCUGAUUCCAAGAAUGAUCACUCUACCUAAUAACAAACAAGAAAACAUCACACUAAACAUAAAAAUGGAGCUCAUUCUUUCUGAUCAGGGUGACAUUUGCUUUUGUAAGCAUUCGUUAUGAAGCUUCGGGAGGUAUCAAGCGUAUUUUUUUAAUUAAUGGUUUCCAAAAGCAUGUUCCUAUAUCUUGCAAGUGUCAAGUGCAUAUGAGAUGUAGGUUGUAAGAAUAAAGGAGUAUCAGAUUUGAACAACAUCACGCUGCGUAGAAUAUAAAGUUGCUGAUGACUACCACGUGUAAGCAGGCUAAGAUGCUGUAUUCCAUUGAGCUUAUAAGAUGCUUUGGGAAAGCCUGCUUCAGAGAUGUGUUUCCUGAUUCCAUAGUUUUGUUUGUGUAUUGAGAUAGAAGGCUUCUGGGCUUCAUAGUUAAACAGAUGAAUCCUAGAUCAAAGCUCUUGGAUACGCUUUCAGAAAGAUUGGGAGCAUGAUAGGAGGUUAAGCUGUACUAAUUUGAUCCGGUAAAGUGGACACUAAAGCUUGGAUUGGAAAGCUGAAGCGUCAAAAGAAUGUGCUAUACAGAAGAUGGUGGGAGGACCAGUUCUUGUAUGAACUGUAAACAUGGCUGGGGUCCAAAGGUUAUCUUUUUAGGACGCCUCAGAGGCUGAAUUGUUUUGGCGUUUUACCUUCGCAAGGGAGUAACUUCAGUGUGGUAGACAGCUAUAUAAUGUUGAAAUGCAAACAUUUAUUAAGAAAGCGGGAAGAUUGAUAUCUCCUGGAUAAACAGAGAUCCUCUACACAUGUGUUGCAGAUGUUAUCACUAUUAUUCACUAGCGAGAUAUAGUCUGUGGACAAAAUUUCAUGAAAUUGAGUUAUAAAGCUGAAAUAGCCGUGUACAACCAUGCAAGGGCCAAAUGAACUACCAAAUACGACCCCGAGUUUCAGCAUAAUGGAAUUGCUUUCCUAGGCGUCCAUGAUUUGACAGGUAUUCAAUUUUGUUUUACAACCCCGGAGCUGUUACCAUCUCAAACAAUUUUUCAUCUGGAAUGGAGGGACUUCCAUGUGGUAGUUUUGUAAACAGUGGUGGUGCCAGAACUUACUACUUACUAAGUCGGUAAUGGUGUCUCCCUGCAACUCACGAAGUCACAGAAGCUAAACUGGGUUACUAUGUGCAAGCCAGAAGCAUCUGGUCUCAAAGGGAAAGGGUAGGAAACAAAGACCACUCAUGGAGAAACUUACUUUCAUUUGAAGAAGAGAAUAUGGAAAAAUCUCAAGGAGAGAAGAUGCUGCCGGAUCUUCCCUCUUUGGUAUGGAAUGGAAGUCCAUCCACUGAAUUCUAUUUUGUAAUUAAGACACAAGGUAUUUUUUACUUUUAUGUAAUAUAUGCAUCAUAUCUACUAAAAACUUGUCAGAAGAUUAUGGGUUGGUUUGUUGAUUCAUUUCAGUGGCCAAUAUUGCUUGAGAAGUACUAUACGCAUGGCAUUGUUCUUAGAAGCACUAGAUUGAGAAAAAAAGCAGGAACAAAGAAAAGUGGUAUUCUGUAAAAACUAAAUUGAGAACAGUGAUCUCUAUAAUGUUGUCUCUGGAAUUUUUUUUACAUUUCAUUCUUCUUUUAAUAGGUAUUUGCCUCUUUUACUCUUUUGUUCUUUA
Papaver somniferum (opium poppy) is the source of this 3480-nucleotide messenger RNA. RefSeq names its product protein TIC 20-v, chloroplastic-like. Lineage: Eukaryota; Viridiplantae; Streptophyta; Magnoliopsida; Ranunculales; Papaveraceae. Bases 132 to 779 code for a protein of 215 amino acids. The transcript is spliced from 8 exons. The record is from RefSeq and is a predicted model, not a curated record.